Hirundo rustica (Barn swallow) is the source of this 2067-nucleotide messenger RNA. RefSeq names its product ataxin 10 (gene ATXN10). Gene Ontology annotation, cellular component: cytosol. The record is from RefSeq and is a predicted model, not a curated record. Bases 35 to 1435 code for a protein of 466 amino acids. Gene Ontology annotation, biological process: neuron projection development. The transcript has 11 exons. NCBI's taxonomy places the organism in Eukaryota, Metazoa, Chordata, Aves, Passeriformes, Hirundinidae.
GCGGAGCGGGGCCGGGCCGAGGCCGGGGCGGGCGAUGGCGGCUGCGGCGGUAGCCCUUUCGGCGGCCCGCCUGGAGAGCGUGCGGGCGCUGUCGGCUCUGUUCCGGGAGGCGCAGCCCAGAGAAACAGCAGAAGAAAGUGUAUUUCGGGAUGUCCUGGAAAUCCUGACAAGCGCUUCGAGUGCCAUUGAGCAGACCUGUAAGGACUCCUGUGGACUGGCAGGUCUGGACACCUGCCUGCUGCUCGUAGCAGAGUGCUUCAGAUGUCUGAGGAAUGCCUGUGUUGAGUGUGCCAAGAAUCAACAUGUCAUGAGGAACUUGGGUCUCAUCUCUACAUCUGUCCAUUUGAUAAAGUUGCUUCAUGGAGUACAAAUCAAAGAAGAAUUGUUACUGACUGCUCUUCGUUGUAGUCUCCAGUUUCUUGGAAACAUUGCAGCAGGAAAUGGAGAUUCUCAGAAUAGCAUUUGGAAGUGUGCUUUCCCAGAUCUCUUCUUGACGUGCCUGACAUACAGUGAUGAGAAAAUUGUCACCUAUUGCUGCAUGUUCCUGUUCACCUGCCUGAAUUCAGAGCGAGUGAGAGAACUGCUGGAUCCUGGGAACCUGGCUGUGGCUCUUCACGUGCUGAGAGUCUACAAAGAACAGCUGGAUUCUGAGUGGUCGUUCCUGAUUGUUACAGAACAUUUGCUGAAGUGUCCAGAGCUGGUAAAAGCCCUCUAUGCCAAACUGAGCAAUCAAGAAAGAGUUACUUUGUUAGAGCUGAUGAUGGUGAAAGUAAGUGACAAGAACUCAGUUACCAGUGAAGAAAUGAAUGUGUUUGUGAGACAUGCUGACUUCCUUGCAGUCUGUUUCCAAGAGAAAUGUGGAGCUGUGCUCAAGUUAACUGCUGCAGCAGAUGCAGAAGAUGAGGAAGCACUGGUGACAAUUCGUCUUCUCGAUGUUCUUUGUGAAAUGACCUCAAACAACAGCCAGCUGGAACAUCUGCAGGCAUUCCCUGGUUUGCUUGAAACAGCUGUAGAUACCCUGAGAUUAACUCACCUUGCUGGGAAACAGGCUGUCAAUAUUUUCACUGCCACACAUGCUGUGACAGGGCAGGAAGAAAUUUCACAUCCAGCCGUGGGUUUCAAAUCUCAUCUCAUCCGUUUGAUUGGAAAUCUGUGCUACAAGAACAAGGAAAACCAAGACAAGGUGUAUGACUUGGAUGGCAUUUCCUUGAUUCUGGACAAUUGCAGCAUUGAUGACAACAAUCCUUUUGUGAGCCAGUGGGCAGUUUAUGCCAUCCGGAAUCUGACUGAGCAGAACGAGCGGAACCAGGCGCUGAUCGCGCAGAUGGAGCAGAAGGGGCUGGCAGACAGCUCUGCCCUGGAGAGGAUGGGCUUGGAGAUACAGCAACGAGAUGACAAGUUAAUUCUGCGGUCAGCCAGGAAAAAGCCCUCCUGAGCAAAAAUAUUAGCAAUAGUCAGAUCGCUAAAAGGGUAUUUCUCUUAUAUUUCCCCUUGCCCAGCAAUCAGUUUUUUCAGUUUUAGUGCCACUCUGUUGAAAAUGUUGUUUGUUUUCAGAAAAACUGCCAGAUGAUGCUUCUGCCUCCCUUUGCUGUGAACAAAAGAUCAUCUGUGUGUUUUCUAUGUACCUGGGUAAAUCAGCUUCUGAAAAAAUGUCCUUCUUGUCAGUUGGCUGGAAUUUCAUGACUUCUUUUUUCAUCAGUAGAAGAAUGUUAUAUUUGCAGUAUUGAAAUUAUAUAUAAAUUAUAAUUUCCUUUGCUGAACCUGGAGAUAAUUGUCAUUUUAAAACUCUGCAAAGAAUGAGCUCCUUUGCAGGCUGCCUUCUCCAUGUAAAAGACCUGUGCUGAGUCAGGGCUAAACAAGCAAAGUUACUAAUUUUCAGUCAUGGGAUCUAAAUAUCUCUAUUUAUAUAAGCAUCAAGGGAAUGUUGGAUGUACUUAAAUAUUUAGUGAAUUAAACACAGUGUGCCUUUUGUCUGUUUAAAUUAUUAGUAAACUGUCUUUUCUACCUUGAUACCUAUCAGUCUUCAUGACAAGUAUAUUAAAACCAAAGCUGAAGCUGUUGUGGCAA